Ctenocephalides felis (cat flea) is the source of this 660-nucleotide messenger RNA. RefSeq lists its product as uncharacterized. The coding region runs from base 1 to 660 and encodes 219 amino acids. The transcript has a single exon. The record is from RefSeq and is a predicted model, not a curated record. NCBI's taxonomy places the organism in Eukaryota, Metazoa, Arthropoda, Insecta, Siphonaptera, Pulicidae.
AUGGCUAAGGAAGAAGCAGCUUUAGUGAUUAAGGGAUCUUCCCAUAUAAACAAAGCCCUUCUGUCUGUUACACCCGGUCGAUCUCUCUUGGCCAUUAAAGGCCAAAGGAGAUCACCGAAGUAUAAAAGGCAGGUUACUGAUUUCGUUAAUAUGAUGUCAAACCAAAAUAACACCGAGCCUUGUUCUCCGGUUACUACAGAUACCACCGGUAACGCACUAUUAGAGGCACUGUCACAGGCAGUCUCAAAUACAGUAGAAAAAUUUAAUGAUAAAAUUCUGACGAAUAUCUGCCACUCAGUUAGCGCAAUAACGCUAAGCGAUCUAAAAGUAAGAGUUGCUGACUAUCUUAAGUCAAUCUAUCCUCAGAAGAACAAAUCACCACCAAAUCACAUCAAAAGCACAAAAAGAGGAAAGCACCCUAAAAGACAAAAUAAGAGAGAACUUAGGAGGCACCAAUACAAAAUUACUCAACUACAUUGGGCGAGAAACCCAACGAAGUGUGUCCAAUUUAUUCUAGAUAACAAAGUUGUCUCUAACAAACCUUCAACAGACACAAUUCUGGACCAACGUUAUGACCGGAGAUUCUACGCUAUCGCCCGGGUCGGAAAAAGCGAGAACCCAAGAUCUCUCGCACAUAUGGAAGCCUAUAAUCCCAAAUGA